CUGCUUUUUGUUAACGACUUUAUGAAUUUGAGUUCUACCAAACCGACCAAUCCCUUAAGCCCAAAUAGCCUGCGCCUUGCUUCUUGACCGCCCGCCAUGAACUUUCUCUCUCUCUACAAAUCCCAAGAUUUUGAUGCUUCACUGAGCUGCCCCGGCAAAGAAAAUGGAGAAGCCUGCACCCUUCUCUCUCCUCCUACUCCUCCUCUCUCUAACUCCUCCAUCUACUUCUCAGUCACAGUCCCCCUCUUCUUGCCCCAUCGAUCUCAAUUAUGUUUCUACAAUCCCAUGGCAGCGCUCCUCCUGCAUUGGAGACCCCAGCAAGAGCGACCAUUGCUGUCAAACGCUGCUCAGUCUUUUCGGAAUCGGCCUCGCCCAACACCUCCGAGACACCUCGCUCUUCCAGCUCUCCCAUCCCUCGGCCGCCACCUCCUGUCUUGCCUCUCUCCAGCAGAGGCUCGUCUCCCUCGGUCUCUCCUCCUCUUUGAUUCCCCUCUGCCUCAACAACUCUGCCGAGUUUGUCAUCGACUCCUCCAAUUGCGUUGGCAUAAGGACCAAGGAUGACUGGCGACGCAGGCUGGGCAACACCUCGGUCGAUGACGCCUGCAGUGGGGACCUCUCGGACCUCACGUCCUGCAACUCAUGCGUGCAGAGCGGGUUCAACGUGACGUCUCAGCUGUUGAGCAUGGACCGCAACAGUGCUAAUGCCACCAACCGCACCAACGAGUGCUUCAACUUCACCGUGUUGUAUGCUGCUGGCGUGGCCAAUGCGAGGGGGCCGGAGGAUCUCGGCACAGCAUCCUGCGUGCUGGGGUUGCCCCUCACCAAGAGGAGCAAAUCGAACCAACAGAGGCAGCUGUCGCUGCUGUCUGCGCUCUGCGGUGUCAUCUCAGGGGUGGUGUUCAUGACUUUGUUAGGGGGUUUCUAUUUGUGGUGGGAGAGGAAGAGGCAGAGGAAGCAGAAAUCAUCAGUUGAGGACGGUAGUUGGGAAGGAGGGGACACGAGGGCUCGAGUGAGGCCGAAUACUGGGGCGACCUGGUUCGACAUUCGGGAGCUGAAGAAGGCCACAGGGGGCUUCUCCCAGAGGACCAUGAUCGGUCAGGGCGGGUUCGGGAUUGUGUACAAGGGGACCCUCCCCGACGGGACCUUUGUUGCAGUAAAGAAAAUGGUGACACAGGGGCUGGAUUUGCAGGGCGAUGACUUCUCGAACGAGGUCAAUAUCAUCUCCAGCAUCAGGCAUCGCAACCUGCUUCCCCUUCGGGGAUGCUGCAUAGCCAGAGAUGACGAAGGUGAAGAACAGAGGUUCCUCAUAUACGACUACAUGUCUAAUGGAAGUGUCGAUGAGUGGGUGUUCGGGACGAAGGAGGGGAAGAGGCUGAGCUGGGCGCAGAGGAGGGGGAUUGUGGUCGGGGUGGCAAAGGGACUGGCCUACCUCCACAACGGGGUGAGGCCGGCCAUCUACCAUCGCGACGUGAAGGCCACAAACAUCCUGCUGGACACACACAUGAACGCGAGGGUGGCCGACUUCGGCCUUGCAAAGCAGAACAGAGAGGGCCAGUCGCACCUCACCACCCGUGUGGCCGGUACCCAUGGGUAUCUGGCACCCGAAUACGCUCUCUACGGGCAGCUAACAGAGAAGAGCGAUGUGUACAGCUUCGGGGUGGUGUUGCUCGAGAUCAUGAGCGGGAGGAGGGCUCUCGACGCAAGCGAGGGCUCCGAGGCGUUUCUGGUGUGCGACUGGGCGUGGGGGCUGGCGAAGGCGGGGAAAGUGAGGGAGGUGAUAGAGAAGGGGAUAAGGGAGGAGGGGCCGAUGGAGGUGAUGGAGAGGUUUGUGAUGGUGGGGAUUCUGUGUUCUCAUGUGAUGGUGGCAUUCAGGCCGAGUAUGGGGGAGGCGCUGGGGAUGUUGGAGGGAGACUUCGAGGUUCCAGAGAUUCCAGACAGGCCUCUGCCCCUAGGCCAUGAAUCCUUUCAGUGGGGUUCACCUUGUACAGUUGCAAGUAAUGGUGAUGGCAGUGGCCAUCGAAGAAGCAUGACUACCAGAGCUAUAGCAGGAGCCAUUGCUCGAGCCACCUUAUCACAUUACUAGUGGCCAUGGGAAUUUUCUUUUUUUUUUAUCUAUUCAACAUUCAUUUGAUACUGAUUAUCAUUGUAUUUUGAUACAAAAACUUUUGUAAGUAAUGAAAUGUUUUGUCAUCAACUCAUCAUUGAAAUGGGUAAGAAAUAUGUUUGUAGAAGAAGAUUAGAAGAAGACAAUGAUAUUUUCAUCAAUUGU
Messenger RNA from Amborella trichopoda, 2269 nucleotides. RefSeq names its product putative receptor-like protein kinase At1g11050. Gene Ontology annotation, biological process: protein phosphorylation. Gene Ontology annotation, molecular function: protein kinase activity; ATP binding. Lineage: Eukaryota; Viridiplantae; Streptophyta; Magnoliopsida; Amborellales; Amborellaceae. The record is from RefSeq and is a predicted model, not a curated record.